Cooperia oncophora is the source of this 669-nucleotide messenger RNA. The record is from the annotation of a GenBank genome assembly. Lineage: Eukaryota; Metazoa; Nematoda; Chromadorea; Rhabditida; Trichostrongylidae.
AUGAAACCCUUCGACUGUCACACCCUAGGUUCAUCUAUUGACCAUUCCCAUUACUACUAUCUCUUUCAGAAGCUCUGCCCAUCCCAGUCAGGUCUCUGUUUGGAGUUCUACGAGAGUGGACGUGAGCUUAUCCUUGCCCAAUUGAAAAAGACUACCAUCGAAGAUGAUGUAGAAAUCUAUGAGUAUUUGCAAGUUGGAAGUGACGAAUAUGCAUAUCGUACCCUUGGUAAUUGGUCGAUGAACGGUGGUCUGCGCCUGCACUCGCUCUAUCGCAGUUUCUUCGACGGACCAGUGGAGUCGAAAUGUCAACCGCCUAUGUGCAAGUGCUUCCUUGACGGUGAUUUCCUUCAGCGACCACUGGAUUCAUUCGUCUAUGCGUCCGAACAGGUCGACACCGAUAGAAGCACUGGAUCGUACGUUAGACGACAGCCCGCUUUUGGAGCCGAGAAAGUCGGCUAUCAUUCGGUUUUCGAGCAUCUAUCCAUGGGACAGUGGCGUCAAUACACACACAACUUCAUCCUGUUAGGAACGAUCUCAGUCCUGACCAUCGUGGCUAUUGCAGUACUGGUGCUCGUGCUGGUGAAGCUCUACCUCCGUGUUGUCAAGGGGAACCAAUCACUUGGUAUAUCGCUUUUGGUUGGCAUCAUCAUCCUCUACAUCACUGCUUAA